AUGGCAGGCAAGACAUCGAUGGCGAUGUUCUUGGCCCUAUCACUGGCCGUGUUCUCCCUGGCCAGCGCGUGUGGGGGGAAUUGCCCGACGCCCAUGACGCCAUCAACCCCGUCGACCCCGACACCGACCCCGGCGUCGCUCGGUAGGUGCCCGCGCGACGCACCGAAGCUGGGCGUCUGCGCCAACGUGCUUGGCCUGAUCAAGGCCAAGGUGGGGCUGCCGCCCACUCUUCCCUGCUGCCCGCUGCUGAAGGGGCUCGUCGACCUCGAGGCGGCCGUGUGCAGAGUGCUCAAGGCCAACGUCCUCGGCAUCAACCUCAACCUCCCCAUCGACCUCAGCAUCAUCCUCAACCACUGCGGCAGGAACGUGCCCACCGGCUUCAUGUGCUAA
Messenger RNA from Aegilops tauschii subsp. strangulata, 390 nucleotides. RefSeq names its product 14 kDa proline-rich protein DC2.15-like. The record is from RefSeq and is a predicted model, not a curated record. Lineage: Eukaryota; Viridiplantae; Streptophyta; Magnoliopsida; Poales; Poaceae.